AUGUUAAAUGAAAGAUUACCUAUGACAACAUAUUUUAUCAUAAAUUAUAACGAAAUUCUCAAAUCAUUAGGCGGCUGGAAUAUUGAGCGUCAAAUGAAAAUAUAUAAGAAAAGGGAAAAUAGAUUUGUUAUUGAUUCUACGCGAACAACUCCUUUAUGGGAUAUUUUGAAAACAUUAAGAGAGUGCAAUUACUUUGAACCGUUAUCUUAUGGUGAACUUUUCACUUAUACAACAGAUUUAUAUAAACAAAAACUUGCACCGUUUAAAGAUUUAAAUUAUACCCCGAACUACUGUGUUCAGUUAAAGAAAAAGUCUGAAAGUAAAGAUAGUGAUAAAUCAAAACAAAAAUUCAUUCCUGAACACAUUUUCUUCGCUGACUUUGAAUGUAGCACUGAUGGAGUUCAUAAAGCCUUUAACAUUUGUUAUGAUAGUGAAGAUGGAAAGAUUAGCGAAAGCAUUUGGGGUCAAAAUUGUGCAACAAAAUUUUUAGAAAGAAUUCCUGAUAAAAGUUUAAUAUAUUUUCAUAACCUCAGUUAUGAUAUCAAUUUCAUUUUAAGACAUUUAACAGAAAUUAGCGGAACACCAAUUAUUAAGGGUUCUAGAACAAUGCAGAUAACGGGAAUAUAUAAAGGUAAAGCAAUCAUUAUUAAAGAUUCAUACACUGUUAUAAAUAAGAAGCUUAAACUAUUUCCUGAAAUGUUUCAUUUGCAGUGUGGUGAAAAGGAAGUAUUUCCGUAUCAAUAUUAUUCAAGCUCUUUAUUAGUUAAUGAUAACAAAACUGGCGUAAUUUCUGAAGCGUGUAAGUUUGUAAAAGAUAUUGAAACGUUCAUGAAAAACAUAGAUUUAAUCGAAAACUGCAGAAUAGAUGAAAACCAUUUCGAUUUAGAAAAAUAUAGCUCAUUUUAUUGCAAACAGGACGUAAGGAUUUUAAGAGAAGGUUUUGUUAAGUUCAGAAAUGAUAUAUUGAAAGAGUU
Trichomonas vaginalis G3 is the source of this 974-nucleotide messenger RNA. Its product is annotated as organellar and viral DNA polymerase type B. The transcript has a single exon. NCBI's taxonomy places the organism in Eukaryota, Parabasalia, Trichomonadida, Trichomonadidae. Gene Ontology annotation, molecular function: nucleic acid binding. The annotation marks the transcript as partial. The record is from RefSeq and is a predicted model, not a curated record.